AGAGAGAGAAAGCGACAGGGAGAGUAUGGGUUUCCUGUUCUGUUCUAUUUUUUCAAAGUAUAAAUUGAAGGGGGAACUGGGGGAGAGGAGAAGGGCGGAGCUGGGGAAGAACUCAGUUUACUUCCAUUUCAUUAAUCUGAGCCCGCACUUUGGUGCCAUAGAUUCAGAGGGCACCAUUGCCUCCUUACUUUUCUCUAACCAUCUCCCUCCGCGGUGUUGUUUUUGUACGUAGAGCCGAUCGUCCAAGGGGAAGCGGCAACUCUGUCGGGAAGCUAGGAGGGUGGAGGAAUCAGCGUGAAAGAUUCUAGCUUUCAUAGAUUUUAGGAUUUGGUGGGGGGGAUCUGAGAUGGGUUUAUCGCAGCCACAGGAUGGUCGGAAAAUGGAGGGCUGGCUAUACCUUAUUCGAUUCAAUCGCCUUGGCCUGCAGUACUCCAGGAAGCGCUACUUCGUUCUCGAAAAUAACGCCCUCAAUUGCUUCAAAUAUGUUCCCUCUUCAAACAGAGAGGAUCCUCUUCGAAGUGCACUUCUUGAUUCCUGUAUACGUGUGACAGAUAAUGGGAGGCUGAACAUACAUAAAAAUGUUCUUUUUAUUUUUACCUUAUAUAAUGCAUCUAAUCACAAUGAUCAGCUUAAGUUGGGUGCCAGGAGCUCAGAAGAAGCAGCUAGGUGGAUAAAAGCCUUAAUGGAGGCAGCACUGAAGGAAUGCCCAAUUAAAGCAGAGAAUGUUUUGGUGUCUCGUUCGAAAAGAAAAUGGCAAUCUUUUAGGUUGAGUAGAGGUAGAAGUCGAAUGCGCUCCAUUGAUUGGACUGCCUUUUCCUCCAUCCACUCAGAUUUAAUGACGUCUGAUGUUAUCGCACCUUCUCCGUGGACUAUUUUUGGAUGCAACAAUGGCUUGCGGCUUUUUAAGGAGGCUAAGGAUGGUGACUUUUAUGAGAAGUAUUGGGAUGAUCACCCGGCUAUAAUGGCAGUAGGUGUUGUUGAUGCACCAUCUGAGGCUAUUUUUCAGACAGUUUUUUCUCUUGGUCCAUCAAGAUCCGAAUGGGACUUCUGCUUUUCAGCAGGCAGUGUUGUUGAACAUUUGGAUGGGCAUAAUGAUAUUAUACACAAAGAAUUAAAGAGUGAUUGGCUGCCUUGGGGAAUGAGAAGAAGAGACCUGCUACUAAGGCGUUAUUGGAGGAGGGAAGAUGAUGGAACAUAUGUUAUUUUAUACCACUCUGUGUUCCACCAAAAAUGUCAACCGCAAAGGGGCUAUAUUAGAGCCUGCCUUAAAAGUGGAGGGUAUGUUAUAUCCCCUAUAAAUCGAGGAAAGCAAUCUGUUGUUAAGCACAUGCUUGCAAUUGAUUGGAAGUUUUGGAAGUCUUAUCUAUUUUCCUCUUCUGCAAAAAGCAUUACAAUUCGGAUGCUUGGAAGAAUUGCAGCCUUGAGGGAAUUGUUUCGAGCAAAAAUUGGAAACCACCAAUGCUCUGAUUUCUCCUCAGGUGAACUAAUGAGGAUUGCGACGUUGCCACGUAUUGAACAAGAGGAAAUUAAGGUGGAAGUGCUGUCUGGAGAUGGAAAUAGCAGUAAUGGAGGGAUCAGGGGAGAGACCAUUCAAUCUCCUUCAAUACCAACCUUGAGUGGAUCAUUCGUUCAACUGAAUGAUGCUGCAGAUGAAUUCUUUGAUGUUCUGGAUGAAUCAGAGUGUGAUCAGCCCGAAGCCAUUUGGUCAUCUGAGGAACAACGCCAGCCCAAGUUUUCAGCAGCUGCAGGCCUAGUGAAAAGGUUACAUGAACUUGCAGUCCAAAAGAAAGGCUAUAUUGAUUUACAAGACGCCUUAAUGGGAGAUACAAUACCAUGCAGUUAUGGGACCACUCUCAAGAAGGAUGCAACCUUUAAUGCCCCUUGUACUUGGGCAGAGACGGAUCCUUCAACAUUUUUGAUUCGUAGUGAAAGCUACCUUAGUGACCAUCAUAAGGUCAAAGCCAAUGGUUCCUUGAUGCAAAUGGUCGCUGCUGAUUGGCUAAAAUCUGAUAAGCGUGAAGAUGAUCUUGGUGGCAGACCUGGGGGCAUUGUGCAGAAAUAUGCUGAUCAAGGUGGCAAUGAAUUUUUCUUCAUUGUUAACAUCCAGGUUCCAGGUUCAACGACAUACUCUCUUGGUUUGUAUUAUCUGAUGGAUACCCCUCUUGAAAGAGUGCCAUUGUUAGAGCGCUUUGUUAGAGGGGAUGAUGCUUUUAGGAAUUCAAGGUUUAAGCUCAUCCCUUAUAUAUCUAAGGGCUCUUGGAUAGUGAAGCAAAGUGUGGGAAAAAAAGCAUGCUUGAUUGGUCAAGCAUUGGAAGUAAAUUACUUUGGCGGGAAAAAUUACUUGGAGAUUGGAGUCGAUGUUGGUUCAUCAACAGUAGCCAGAGGCGUUAUUACUCUUGUUCUUGGUUACCUGACCAAUCUUGUUAUAGAGAUGGCAUUCCUGAUACAAGGCAAUACUGAAGAAGAGCUUCCAGAGUUUCUGCUUGGAACCUGCCGCUUAAAUCAUCUGGAUGCUUCUAAAGCAGUUUCAAUAACUCCUUGGAAGCAUUAAAGAGGUGACAAAUUAACCGGUUACAGAAUGCUCAACUCAGGUCAGAUGGCUUUGGGUUUUUGCAGAUUUACACACCUCGUCCUAUUCACCAUUACAUAAAAAUAUAUCUUCAAUAAAAAAUAAUGAAAAUUUACAGCAGCCGGUGCUGCACUAAACUGUGUAGAUACCACUUUCCGAUUACAUUUCAUCAUUCUUUGAUUGACAAAGCUGAGCUUCUUGUAUCUACAUAUGAUGGUAUAUAUAAGUGAAGUUUUGUCAGAUAUAAGUGAAUGUAAAAAAUGAAGUAGGAGCUGUGAGCCUCAUCUAGAUUAAAGCAGAACAGAACUCUCUAUGUAUGUUGAUAUAUCAAAGGGCACAUUUUAUGAGCAUAUUCUGCAGUAUUUUGGGCUUUACAUUGUUAUGAAAAUGGAUCAAAGUGCACAUUUUUAUUUAUUUUUUGUUGAUAUUUGUAUUCCCAUA
Dendrobium catenatum is the source of this 3010-nucleotide messenger RNA. RefSeq names its product protein ENHANCED DISEASE RESISTANCE 2-like. The coding region runs from base 347 to 2551 and encodes 734 amino acids. Lineage: Eukaryota; Viridiplantae; Streptophyta; Magnoliopsida; Asparagales; Orchidaceae. The record is from RefSeq and is a predicted model, not a curated record. The transcript has 22 exons. Gene Ontology annotation, molecular function: lipid binding.